AUGCUCUGCUGUUUGCAGCAUGACGUGAAGAAUCCCGUGAAGCUCUUUGACAUGCAAGUGACCGUUUGGAGCCGUCAAUGUGGCACUCUUGCCAUCUUGGUUCAUCACCUCGAGCAGGCUUCUGUUACCCUGCACUGCCAUCUGCUUGAAACAGCACGAUCAGAGCACAUGUGUGCAAACAAGAAGUUGGCAAGCUCUUCAGUGCUGUCCAGCUGCCACGCCGCCCACCUGCAUGGCUCAGGGUUCUGCAGGAAAGGUCGGAGGAAUGUCCGGGCGAUCAAGAAGCUUCAUCCCCUAAACACUGCACUAUGGCGUGCCUCUGCCACUUGCUGGCAUCGCCCCUCCUCGGCAUCUGCCGAGGACUUGAGCAGCAUCGCGCCAGCACCCUCACCGCGGAUGUAG
Molecule: messenger RNA, 402 nt
Organism: Symbiodinium natans
Lineage: Eukaryota; Dinophyceae; Suessiales; Symbiodiniaceae
Source: the annotation of a GenBank genome assembly